Messenger RNA from Prinia subflava (tawny-flanked prinia), 1361 nucleotides. RefSeq names its product DNA damage regulated autophagy modulator 2 (gene DRAM2). The record is from RefSeq and is a predicted model, not a curated record. NCBI's taxonomy places the organism in Eukaryota, Metazoa, Chordata, Aves, Passeriformes, Cisticolidae. Gene Ontology annotation, biological process: regulation of autophagy; photoreceptor cell maintenance. The transcript is spliced from 10 exons. Gene Ontology annotation, cellular component: lysosome. The coding region runs from base 184 to 1146 and encodes 320 amino acids.
GUCGGUGACAGCGCGCGCCGGGGGCGGGGCCUGGGCGGCGCGAGGACGGCGCGGGAGCGGCUGAGAGUCAGAAAAAUGAAGCAAACAUGGAGCUUCAGUAGCAAAAUGACCUUGGAUUCCCCUUAAGUGACAUGUCCUCUGAAGCCCUUUUUCUCAGUAACCAUCAGGAAACACUUUUUCCCUAUGAGGAUGACUGGCACUGGUCAUCCCAGGCUGCCCAGAAAGGUUGUGGUGUCUCCAUCCUUGGGACACCACUACAUCCUUGUCAUCCUGCACUACUGGCUCUGGUGGCCCUGUUUGAGCAGGAGGAUGGCCCAGUGUCUGGAGGCAGAAAUCAGCCCUGAAAUGUGGUGGUUCCAGCAAGGCCUCUCAUUCCUGCCCGUGGCUCUGGUUGUGUGGUCAGCAGCAUCAUUUGUGUUUUCCUACAUUACUGCAAUUGUCCUGCACCACGUUGACCCUUUGGUGCCCUACAUCAGUGAUACAGGGACAAUACCACCCGAAAGAUGCUUAUUUGGGAUCAUGUUAAAUGUUUCAACCUUCUUGGGGAUAGCCACCAUGUACGUACGGUACAAACAAGUGUCUGCCCUGAGCCCAGAAACACCCAAGGUCCUCAGGCUGAAUAAGCUGGGCCUCGUGCUGGGAUGGAUGAGCUGCUUUGGACUCUGCAUUAUUGCCAAUUUCCAGAAAUGCAUCCUGUACUACAUCCACGUGCUGGGAGCCUGCCUGACCUUCGGGGUGGGGUCCAUUUACAUGCUGGUUCAGACCGUCCUGUCCUACCUGAUGCAGCCAGAAUUUCACAGCAAAGACAUCUUCUGGGCCCGCCUGGCUGUGUUCCUGUGGAGCUGUUCCAGCAUCCUGAGCAUGUUUGUGUCCUCAGUUGUGUUGUACAGUGGCCUGUAUGGACAGAACCUGGUGCAGAAGCUGCACUGGAACUUCCAGGAAAGAGGCUACACACCUCACAUCAUCAGCACCGUCUCCGAGUGGUCACUGGCAUUCUCCUUCCUCAGCUUCUUCCUCACCUACAUCCGUGACUUCCAGAAAAUCUCCCUGCGAGCCGUGGUCAGCCUGCAGGGCCAGACCCUCCACGAGAGCCCAGGCAGCUUCAGGGCAGAGGAGCAGGCGCUGUUCAUAGCAGGGAGCAUCUGAUGGAUGGAGAGAACUCAGGAAUUUAGUAGCAAUAGCAGCUGUUGUUUCUAAACUUUUAUUUUAGAUUAAAAAGUAUGCAGUGAUUGUCUUGUACUUGACAUCAAGGGCUUUGCUAUUAACCCACAGCAAUGCAAAUGUUACCAGUACUGUGAAUAAGUCUGUGACAUUUCUAAAUUUUCCAAUGUCAUGAAGGAUUAAAUGAAGGUUACUAAUGA